GACAAGAGGAACAGCUUCAGCUGCUGUACGCCGACCGCACAAUAGGCACACAAUCAGAAAGGGGUCUCUAUACGGAUGAAAACGCAAUCGUAUCACUUGGAUUAUUAUCGGUUUAUCCUUUACUCCACUGUGAUAUCACUAAUGCUGAUCGGAUACAUUAUCGACCACCAACAAUAGCGCCAUGAGCGGGGUUCUCAAGAGGAAGUACGAGGAGGUGGAGGAGGACCCAUGCUACUCUUCAUCCUCCCCUUCCUCUCUCUCCUCCUCUGCCUUCUCCGAGUGGGACUCCGAUGGGGAGAGCUGCUACUCGGACACCCUGGAUUCGAGCCCCAGCAACCCUAACUCCCCAGCAACAUCAUAUAACACCACUUCCAUUCUUAAGAAGGCCAAGCGCACACGACGAGGCAACGUGCAGUUUGACCAGGUUACGGUUUUCUUCUUCCCUCGCUGCCAGGGCUUCACCAGCGUGCCCAGUCGCGGAGGCUGCACCCUGGGCAUGGUGCAGAGGCACAGUGCCCAGCGCUGCUACACCUUGGCUGAGUUUGCGGUAGAACAGCGUCAUCUACGGAGAGAGAAACUGAAGAACAGAAUGAGGGAAGAGAAACUGGAAGCUCUAAAGCUGAAGCUUACCAAAAAUGGUACCCAAGCGUCCGAAGAGGCUGACAGACUGACUAUUGAAGACAUCCCCGAGGAUGAAAUCGACAUUAGUGGAGUAAACUUGGAUGAUGGUUCCUUCCUGCAUCCUUACCCUUCUAAAAAAAGACACACCAUCCUCAAAGCAGCUGGCAUUAAGAAGAUCGAUAAAGAGGAGAAGCGACAACUGCACGAGCUGCGUAUGUCAAGGGAGGACUGCGGAUGUGACUGCCAGGGCUUCUGCGAGCCAGAAAGUUGCAGCUGCAGUUUGGCUGGGAUCAAGUGUCAGAUGGACCACUCAUCAUUCCCAUGUGGAUGCACUAAAGACGGUUGUGGGAACACGGAGGGCCGCAUCGAGUUCAACUCUAGCCGAGUUCAGACGCACUACAUCCACACCAUCAUGAAGCUAGAGCUGGAGAAGCGUCUGGAGGAGCACACAACAGAAAAUGAGACUGCUUUUGAAGAAAAGCGAGAUUGCACAGGCCAUCCACCAGAGAGCAGCACAGUGCCACACACUCCCGCCUUUCACUUUAGCUCGGAGCUAGUAGCUGCAGGAGAGAACAGCUGUAGCAGUGACAUGACCGAUUCGUCUAGUUCUUCAGGCCAGAGCGAGGACUCUGAAGUCGUCAAAAGCUCUCAGUGCAAGCAAUCGUCGUUAGAUGUUGACGAAAACGGACUUAAGAGAAUUUUAAGCUUUAGUGAUACAGACAAUGAGGACUGCCCUGUUAGGAGUAGAGACACUGAGCAUUGCAACGAUAACUGCGAGUAUAAGCAGAAAAAGAGCGAGUUGUCAUCUGUGGGGUACGGAAUCUUUAGCACAGCAGACGUUUCUCCCAGCGACAAUAAGCUUAGCAAGUCGCAAACAGACUCUUGCAUGGACAGUAGUUGCACAGCCAUAUCUGAGCACUUAGAUGAGAAUGCUAAUCAAGGCAAUGCUCUGUUCCACAAUGGAUCUGUACCGCACACCCCCUCGCCCUCCAUCGAUCACUCGGCCAGCUAUAUGGACCUGAGCCUCUCCUCAGAAUCAGACCUUGAGUUCUUUGAUGGCUUCCCUUGUCUGGGCCCUAGCUCGCUCUACAACUCCCUCAAGGAGUACGAGCAUGUGGACAACUUUUUUCAGUUCCAGUUGCCUGGUUACCCCAGCCUUCCUCAAGCCGCCGACCCAGGCACUUGUCUCCUGGAAUCUCUGAUUGGCUUGUCAGAUUCUGUACCAGAACCCCCAGCUACAUUCACGGACAACCAGAUGCUUGAGGACGCAAUGAAGCUUUCAGUGAUGGAGUCUGUAAAGGUCUAAUGGGGACAUAGCUGUUGUAUGAUCACUGUAUAGAACAAUUUGGGGAUUGUAAAUGAAUGACAUUUUCUCUUAACUUUAUGAAUGGAGACAAUAAUGGCCCUCCAUCCAAGGCUAUCAAUAUUUGCAUUAUCUGCCUUGAAGAUGUUAGCAAAGCAUUAAUUUAUAACAGUCUUUAUUAUCAUUUUUAUUAACGCCAUCCCAGUGGCAGCUAACAUUUCAGUUCAAAAAAAGGUAUGGCUGACUGAUAUUUGAAUAUUUGUACAUAUGGCCAGGAAGGUGAAGAAUUUCUCACCCACAUUGGUGGUAUUAUAAUUUACCAUUAUUAUUGUUAUUAUUAUUGCCAAGGUUAUUUAUAUGAAAUCAAAAGGGGCACAGAUAGGAGUCUUGAAUUAAUGCUGAUUAUGUAUCUCAGGGACUUUUUCUAGCUUUUGAAAGUAAUGCAUUUGACCAUAGCUGUUAUGGAUCUUAUUUGGCCUUUUUUCGAGAAUUUUCACCAAACCACAAAGAGCAUUUAAAUGGCCCCCUUUUUGGGUGCUUCUGUCUCUGUCAGUUUUGGACUUGAGAUUAAGGGUGGUCUGUACUUUUAUUGCAAAGCUAGAGGAAGACUCCUGUUCCACAAAACAGCUCCUUGGGAUUUAUAAUGGUACACAAAUCCCCCAGAGGCUCCACAGUUAGCACUUUAUCUGUGAAAAAAACAAACACACACACAAAACAAUCGGAGAACAAAUGGGUCAGUUUUGCAUUCACACUAUUGUCUCUGAGUUAUAGAUUGUUUUCAUGCCAUUUUCUGGUUUUGGAUCCUCAGCACAAGGUGAAAGUAAGCAUUGUCUUUAAUUUAUUAUACACACCACAGAAAUCUCAGUUUUAAGUCAUAUUCAUUAUGGAAGAGCAUAUAACUGAUAUCUAUUGACCAUUAUUUCUAAUUGCAUUUUAUUUAUUCUUACAGAGUUAUUUAUUUUUUUUGUUUAUCUCCGAAUGCCAGCUGAAUAUAUCUGAGCCACACUGUGCUCUGGAGAAGCUGAAUUAAGCAGCUUAUUUUAGCAUUUUUGGGAUCUCUGUUCACAUUUCCCACCUUAAAUACAUGAACCUGUGUGAAGCACAUCUUUUUGUCUUUUAUUAAUGUUUCAUUUGUAGUUGUGGAGGAAGGGGCACCAACAGCAAAGUAUUUAAUAAUCUAUUAUAUUGCUAUGAAGUAACACUUUGUUUAAAUUAUUUCACAGUUCGCAUUUGAGUGGAAAUUAAUUUAUUCAGGGUUGGGCAAUAAAAAGAAUGGUGUGUUUAAAGAAAAAAAGAAGAAAUGUUUACUAUUUGUGCCUAUUAACACGAGGAGCCAUGGUUUCCAGUCUAAUGAAUAAAUUUUUGUAGCUGAUGCUGUAUAAUCUACCUAUUAAUUAAAUCAGAAUUAUGGGUCUGUUUCAUUACAGAUCAAGAUAUUGCCUACGAUAACAGAGAAUUAACAUUUUGUAACUAUGUAGAUUUGAGAAAAUUCUAAUCUGUAUUAUUUACAAAUUAUUUUAUUAAUAAAUUAAAUCUACAAUGUUAUUCAAAUAUUGAAAGAUUUGUAAUAUAUUGAUAUAGCCAAACCUAUGCUUGAGUAGGCUUUUCUGGCCAGGUAUGUGCAUAGUGAAAACACAGGCACAGAAAUAUCCAAUUUCCUAUGUCUGUACAAUGUUAAUACCUAAAGGACUAUACCAAGCUAAAUUUGUUAGUACUCAGAAUGGUUGAGCAGACACAACUGACAACAUAAUUUUGUGGGUAUAAAUUAGUAGUUUCAAAAACGUCCUGUGGAUAAAUCCUGCAUAUAUUAUGCAACGUGUAUUAUAUUAUGCAAGAAAAUGCAUUUGUUUUGCCCAUAUCAUUUUCACUUCAAAAUGAAGACAUUUAAGGGUUGUGUUUCUGAAUGAGCUGAGAGGAACUAAAUCGGAGACAAUGUACAUAUCUGACCAUCCACACUUCAGCUGUUGGCGCAACAUGUUCGGAGUAUUUGCAUGACCUGUUCAUACAUUUGUCUCAGUACUAUAUGCGUUUAGAGAUCAAAAAUUCACAAUCAGAAAUGUAUUUGCAUUUUUUUUUUUUUUUGCCUUCAUGUGCUGUUCUUGAAACUAGUUAGGAUUCAUUUCCAUGGCCAAGUGGGCAUGGCUUAAUUCAUUCAAGUCCAGUUUAUUCCAUUGUAAAGAUGUAUCACCUCAUCACAAUGAAAUGGAAAUGACUGGUAUUUAUUAGUCAUGAUUGAUGUAUGUUUUGAUCUAUGAUGCUUUUCAAAGUGUUUUUUACUUCUGCCUUUUUUUGUUGUAUAUAUUUUCUGCUUAAAUGAAACUAAAGACAAAACCAAGCAGUUCUUUUAUAUUAUAUUUUCACGCUUAACAGAUUCAAGCUGUUCAUUUCAUUUGUCAUUUGACAGAAGCUUGUUCCUUCAAAAUAAAAGUCCAGCUUUUUCUUAAA
Myxocyprinus asiaticus (Chinese sucker) is the source of this 4369-nucleotide messenger RNA. Its product is annotated as cysteine/serine-rich nuclear protein 1-like. The transcript has 5 exons. Gene Ontology annotation, biological process: regulation of transcription by RNA polymerase II. Lineage: Eukaryota; Metazoa; Chordata; Actinopteri; Cypriniformes; Catostomidae. The record is from RefSeq and is a predicted model, not a curated record. The coding region runs from base 182 to 1927 and encodes 581 amino acids. Gene Ontology annotation, cellular component: nucleus. Gene Ontology annotation, molecular function: sequence-specific DNA binding; DNA-binding transcription factor activity, RNA polymerase II-specific.